AUGGCCGCCCUCCACUCUCAUCUCAAGUACCUCGCACCUAUCAGUUUCUCAGAUGUACCACAGGAUAAAGUGGAACUCGACCCCUUCUUAGCAGACAUAUUCACUCAUGUCCAGUCCAUAGUCGAGUCCAUACCCAUUCCUGACCCAGAUUCCUCCCUCUACAGUAACCUUGAACACGGCAGCAGAUCUCAGGCCAACAGCGCCGCCGAGAUGUCUAUAUCCAAUGCACGAAGCCCUCCUCCCUCGCCUGAAGAUGCUGCGCUACAGAAAGAGUGGGGGAAGCCGAUUAAGCUGUCUGCCAAAGAGAAUCCAAUGAACAUUGCUGUUUAUAAGCUAGGAGGCAAAGACGGGAAGGGUGCAUGGUUUGCUCGUAGGAGCGUCCACGAAGGCCUAGGCUUCUCGCGAUUCAAGAGAGGCUUUGAAAGGGAAUUUCCCACCUCUCUGGCCGUUCAAGGGGCACCAGGAGAGGGCAAUAUCAGAGGCAUUGGAGCUGAGACAAAGGUCGAAGAAAUCACAGUCCCCAACCGAGGAAAGGUCGAGGUAUAUCGAUUGAGUGCUCAGUUUCCAGGCCCAACUACUCCUAGAGAUUUUGUUACCCUCCUCGCCACCUCGACAAAGGCCAUGAAACCUCACGGAGAUGCCCAUAAAACUCCCGACCUAGUGCCUCGCCACUACAUGAUCAUAUCUAAACCUUGUGAUCAUCCAGAAACUCAACCCCGGUCUGGCUUUAUCCGUGGACAGUACGAAUCAGUUGAAUUCAUCCGCGAAAUCCCGAGAAAAUUAAAAACCACCACUUCUUCUACCGAUCUAAGUAGACUCGGUCACAAUCGGCCUGUGUCACCUUCACUCGAGAAGGAGGUGUUGAUGCAUAACGCUGCGAAGCAUGAAGUCUCAUUCGAUAAAUUUGCCACUGAUGAUCACCGGGACAACAAGCACUUGUCGGUCGAUACUUCUCGUUCCAGUCUGAGAGAUUUGUCUCCAUCGAGCAGAAAGCGCAGUGCGACAGUUGGAGUUCCAGCUACCCCUCUCUUCGGCGGCGAUAUGGCUGAUCACUAUGAUCCGGAGGAUAAUCCUGUUGAGUGGAUUAUGGUUACGCGGAGCGAUCCUGGUGGCAGCGUGCCCCGCUUUAUGGUUGAAAGAGGCACGCCUAGCAGCAUUUGCGCUGAUGCUCUAAAAUUUUUAGACUGGGCUUGUCAGCAUGAGGACGAUGAGGAUACGUUAGAGAGGCACCAGUCAAGGCCUGAUGGAAAUCGACGCGAGAGUUUUGCGAGUUGGGAAGCAAAUGGCACGCUGGCUGGCAUUCGCGAGCAAGUGGACAGCCUAUCUUCAGCUGUAGAAGAUCGAUCCGCUCCGUCUACUCCGAAGGCAAGCGGGCAUGGGGUAGAACCCUUCCCGAGUGUCUCUGCCGACGAGAUGGAGGAAAACAACGCUAGCAUACCUUCCUCCCCUUCUUCUCAGUCGGGAUUCAUUGCAGCUGUGUCACAUACCAUCAACUCGUACACACCGCAAGGCGUCCGCGAUCGUUUACCUUACUUGCAUGAUUCAACGCCAAAAGGAAGUCCUCAAAGUGUCCCCAGGCAGAUUAAUAGGGAUCCUGCAGUAUCGGACUUGUCAAUACCCUCACAGGGGCAAGUCAAGGACGACGACGACGACACCUCGUCAACUAUCUCGAAUACGUCCUUUGCCUCAGCCGACUCUCACAUCACAUCUGACGAAUCCCCAUCGGUGUCUUCUAAAUCGCCUCAAGAAAGCCAAAUUUUAUCUCAACACAAUAAAGAGAUGACAAAACUCGCCGAGCAAAAAGCAGCAAUGGAUGCGAAGUUCUCUCAACAACGAGAGAAGAUUUCCAGUCAAGCCAACAAGGAUACGGAGAAGGAGCAACAGGCCUUGAAAAAGGCCGAAGAAAAGCAUGAGCGUGAGAUCAAGAAGCAAGAAGAGAAAUAUAAAAAGGAGCUCGCUAGACUUGAGGCAAAGAAAUCAAAAGAAGCAAAGAAACUGGCUGAGAAGAAACGCAAGCAGGAGGACAAAGACGAAAAGGGUCGGCUUACGCGAGAGCGCGACGAAGCGCGUGCCCAGUUAACCCUCGUGCAAAAGGAGAAUGAUCUCUUCCAGCAACAGAUCGGUGAGCUUCAAAAAGAGAAUACAGCCCUUACGGCUCGCCUGGGGAAACUGGAAGGCAGUGGCUUGUUGGCCGAUAAUCCAGCAAGCGGCACCAAUCGUUUCAGAGCCGUAACGCUGGCUUCCGAUGGUCGAAAUAGGAGCUCGAGCAUACUGAGCCGCAAGAAGAACAACAAGGCAGACGAUAAGAGCAGCGAGAAAUCCUAG
Exophiala aquamarina CBS 119918 is the source of this 2325-nucleotide messenger RNA. RefSeq lists its product as uncharacterized. Lineage: Eukaryota; Fungi; Ascomycota; Eurotiomycetes; Chaetothyriales; Herpotrichiellaceae. The transcript has a single exon. The record is from RefSeq and is a predicted model, not a curated record. The coding region runs from base 1 to 2325 and encodes 774 amino acids.